Molecule: messenger RNA, 9531 nt
Organism: Branchiostoma floridae (Florida lancelet)
Lineage: Eukaryota; Metazoa; Chordata; Leptocardii; Amphioxiformes; Branchiostomatidae
Product: protogenin-like
Exons: 21
Coding region: 76-4290 (1404 amino acids)
Biological process (GO): axon guidance; cell-cell adhesion
Cellular component (GO): axon; plasma membrane
Molecular function (GO): protein binding
Source: RefSeq, a predicted model, not a curated record
GCCGAGGCCAGAAGGAAUCGCGCUCGGGACGAAUUGAGAGUUACCCCGAUAAACCGCACUCAUGACAUCGGUUAGAUGGCGCCGGGAAGGCCCCCGCUUAGGAGCAGGACGCUUCUUCUCCCGCUAGCCCUUCUUGUGAAAGCUGUGUUCUGUUCGCAUCUCGGUUUCUUGACGGAACCUCAGGAUGUCAUAGCCAAGAAGAACCAGACCGUGUGGCUGGACUGCCUGGCCGACGGGGACGGGGGGACCGUCAACGUGACGUGGCAUCGACGGCCUUUGGGGCGGCCCAUCGACGUCCACCAGCCCGGGGAUGUCAUCGUCAACGACACUCGUCGCUACCUCCUCCACACGAAUGGGACUCUUAAAAUACUUUCAUUCAGACCUCAUAGACCUAGGGGUGGGGACGAGGGGACGUAUUGGUGCCUGGUGAAGAGCCCCGCCGGGGCCAUACGCAGUAAAGAUGCACACGUGCAAGUGGCAGCUCUGCCAAAAUUUAUGGUGCAGCCAACCUCCACUCAAGCUGUGGUUGGUGGCGUCGCUCGCUUUCAGUGUUAUACACAAAACGCAGUACCUCCAGCCUCUAUCUCAUGGGAGAAGGAUAGGCUGCCUCUCCCUCCUAAUGACAGGUUCGUUCAACUUCCCUCAGGAGUUCUACAAAUCCACAAAGUGCAACAAAAUGACACGGGUAGAUACCGAUGUGUGGCGUCCAACAUGCUCAGAGAACGCCGAAGCCAACCUGCAGACCUCACUGUAAUAUAUGCUCCCGAUGCAGAUCAGGAGCCACGCAUUGUGACAAAGCCACAGAACCUGACAGUGCUGGCUCACCAGGACGUGUACAUGGAAUGUAUGGCGACAGGAAACCCUGCACCCAUCAUGUCGUGGAGCAGGAAGAAUGGGAACAUAGGGACGUCCGGUGUACAGAUCCUCAAGGGCAACCUCAGGCUCCAGGAUGUCACAGUCGACAAGAGUGACACCUACGUUUGUUCAGCAAAUAAACCUCAAACCCGCAUCCGACAAACCGCCAAUGCCAUCUUGACAGUUGUCGAGCCGCCCAAGGUUAUCAGGGGUCCAGUUGACAUGGACGACAUAGCCACGGCCAAGACAGCUCGCCUCCCCUGUGACAUAAGGGGGACACCGAAGCCCAAGAUAGAGUGGCUGCAUAAUGGGAUACCGGUCUACGUCAACGGUCGCAUUGAGCAGGUUGAUGACAACAAUGAGCUGGUCAUUACAUCGGUUGUAUUGGCAGAUGAAGGGAUAUACCAGUGUAUUGGGUUCAAUGACUAUGGAAUGGUGUAUCGCUAUGCCAGGCUCACCAUAAAAGUGGAAAGUGACAGUCCCGACCCACCUCAAAACAUCCAACUAAUCACCAGGAGUUCCACCGAGAUUCUGGUGAGGUGGUCUCCCUCUGUGAGCAAGUCUCCCAUCAUUGCCUACACCAUCCACUACCUGCAGACAGAAGGUAACAACAAGGAAGUUAAGGUGCCAGUGAACGUGUCUCAAACGGAGUUUUUGGUGACCAACCUGCUCCCCAACACCAACUACACCUUCUACAUGUCUGCUUACACCAGAGAGGCUGCCAGCGAGAUGCAUUCUCAACAAGUGGUGGCCAAAACCAUGGAGGGAGUUCCCAGUGCGGCUCCCAUCUUGUCGCUGAGCAGUAGAAGUCCGUACUCCAUCGAUGUAGGCUGGCAGCCCCUGUCCCGUGAGGACAGCCAGGGGCAGAUUGUCAACUACAAAGUGAAGUACAAUAAGGAGAAGGAUGAAGAUCUCGAGAUGGCACAGGAAGUGCGAGGUUGGCAGACCCAGCUGGAGAUCAAAGGACUCAAUCCAGACACCACAUACAGGGUCUGCAUCGCGGCGGCCACCAGCAGGGGGUACGGUCCCUGCUCCCAUUACAUCAGCCAGAAGACCAUGAAGCAGAAUGAACGUGAAGUCUUGCGGGAGCCCAACCUCCAAGUGCGAGCACUCAACUCCACCGCCAUCGACAUCCACUGGGAGAUGCCCAGUCUCAGCCCGGAUGAGAAGAUUCUGGGCUUCAAGCUCAAGUACACAGGAGAAGAUGAUAUCGACCAUCUACCCAUUGCAUUGCCAAGCAACCUGCAGCACUUUCUGCUGGGAAGCCUCAGGCCUGACACUUCUUAUGAAGUGAAACUGUUUGCUUGGAAUGAGAAAGGAGACAGCCCAACGGCUACUCAGCUCAUUAAGACAAUGAAGACCUCCACUAUUGUGGUCCCACCAGUGCUGUCCCCCAUGCCUCCAUCCAACGUCAUCCCGGUUGCGCUCAACGCGUCCAGUGUGAGGGUGACCUGGUCCAAACCGCGGAUGACCACGGUUGAGGCGGAGUACUACACGGUCCGUUACAACCCGACUGACCUGCAGAAUGCCACCCUGGUGGAAUACAUUCGCAGCAACAUCACCAGUCUGAUUGUUAACGACCUGAAACCGUUUACAAAGUACGAGUUUGCCGUGAAGUCUCACAGCAGACAGGGGACAGAGAGCAAGUACACUCAUGCCUCCAUCUGCCAAACUAAGGAGGGCAAACCUGGACCCCCAGCAGAGGUUCAAGUGAGGCUGCUCUCAUCGGGGGCAGCAGUGCUCGUCGAAUGGCUGCCUCCCUUGGAGAGUAAUGGUGAGCUCAAGGAGUUCAUCAUCCUUUACGUGCCGUUUGAUUCGUCGUUGCCAGACACGGACUGGUCCACUGUCAAGACAACAGCUGAUCAGACGAGCGCUACAGUGAACAACUUGACCUUCAGAACAGAGUACUUCUUCAAGAUGAUGGCCAGUACAGAGGUGGGACCAGGACCUGCCUCCGACCCUGAGUCAGUCUUCACCCUCCCUCCAGUCAACCCACUAGUGCCCGGAGGCAAGACAACGCCUGGAGCUGGCGUUACCAACAACCCCAGAACUGGGCAAGGGGAGCGCAACGGCAUGGUCACAGGGAUCAUCGUAGGGGUGGCCAUCGCUGUGGUGUGCAUCAUGCUGUGUGCCAUCAUUCUUCUCUGCAGAGACCCAGAGAGGCGAGCCAGGUUGUGCUGUUUUGGAGGAGACCAUGCUCAUCAUGGGAACAGGGGUGAACACGCCCCCCGCCGCAACGGAAACAUCCCAAACGGACACAUCCGUGGCCAGAACGACCUGUACGAACUUGACUGUUACACACCAAUGCUUUCAGCCCUGCCCCCAAAUCCUGAGCUGGAUGCAAAGGGUCCGAGUGAGGAGGUGGAGAAGCGUCUGAACGGUCACGUCAACGGGAUCGUCAUCAUGAACGGGAAGCUACUUGCCAACGGCAAGGUCAUCUCCAAGCGCCCAGACCGCCCUGGAGGGAAGCCCAAACACCUGAACGGUCACACCAAGCCAGCGAGCAGCGGUCAUCCCAAAACGCAAGUGCCAAAGAUUGACCGCAAGGGUGAUGAGGAUACCUGGGGCGGGACGCGGAAUGGUGUGAAUGGGAUCAUGAUGUCCAUUCCCAUCCCGAAACACUCAUCCUUCCAUGAGCCCAGCUACCUUGAUCUGGAUCUUGAUGAUGGACCCGACCAGGACUACCCUCUGCAGAUGCCAGAUAGGGCCUGUAUUGAUCUUGACAUCCCCCUUCAUACGGGUAUAGGUGAUGACCAGGGGGACAGUGAGCAGGCACCCGAGGCGGUCGACUCAGGCCACCCUUCCUCCUACUCAAGUAGCCAUGGUGACGAGGAGGACCCUCUCCAAGCAGACCCUCUCAAUGGAGAGGACUCUUCCAACUCAGGUCAACCAACUACCUCACCCCAUUCAACACCUGAGGAUGUCACAGUGACGACAGACGCUGGUUCAACCGACGAUGUUUGGCAGCCCCGGACGCCGACCGACGGCAGGAACGACACUGACGACGUCCGAGUCUCCCCAAACUCCCCCUCCUCUUCCUCCAACUCCCUCCAAAGCAAAGUACAGAGCUGGUCUCAGGGUCUACACACAUCACAGGGGGAUGGUGUGCCCCCCUCCUCACCACACAACCCAGGGCAAACAGGGCAGCAAGGCAGCCUCCCAGCACAGAGGCACAGACCAUCCAUGUGGGGCGACCACGGCCCUCCCAGCCCCACACCAGACAGGCUGGAGGGCCACACCAGCUCCACAGAACCACCGCACAGGCAGGAGAAGCCCAACAGUGAUGGGCAGUCUGUGUUGGUGGGCGAUGGGCAAGCCUCUGGCCACAACUUGCCACAUGAACUCAGUCAGAGUCCGGCACGCAGGGUACCUCUCUCUCAUGGGAACAGCCACGAUGGGACUGACUGCCUCCACGGCAUAGACUAUGAAGUUUGACCUCUGGCAGAAAGCAAAGAAAGGCACCAUGUCUCCAGGUUUCACCCUCGAUUUGCCAAGCAGGGCUCAGUAUUAUUCCACAUGGCAAGGGUGUGGCACACGGGUGGAAGUACCCCCCAAAUGCGUAACCUCUGAGUUUCUCUGACCUCUGAACUACAACCUUCAACCUCAAGUGAACUCCUAUGCCAGGCAUGGGUUAGCCGUCAAGAUGCCAAUAUAACAAAAAAAAAAGACUCAAAGAACAAAAACUACCUCAGACUCAGGUGUACCAUAUAUCCAGCAUGACCUCUACCUCGUUGACAGCACGACCCUUCCCAUCAGCCUCAGUCACUGUCAGUAAGACGUCGCUACCUCAGGUAACCUGUUGUGUAAUAGUACAUCAGGUACAAGGUAUGGUGUACAUGUGCACUGUGGUCAUGUGACCUGCUGUGUAAUAGUGCAUCGGGUACUUGGUUACCUGUUGUAUUGUAAUAUGUAGUACCGGUAGGUGUAUAAUAUAACUACUGUUGUUGUAGUAGCUACUGAAUUAUCAAUACUUUAAGGUAAGGUUUUUAAACAAAGGUGUAGCAUUAUGUUAUACCGUGGCAGCAGGAAGCAGUUGCCAUGCACAUUUCCAGGGAUCCAGUGAACAUCAGCACUCAAGAUAGUAGCUUAGUGUAAACGUGCACCAUGGUUUUGUCCAUUUGGUCACAAGGCCAAGUCCGUUUCUAUUAUAACUGCUGUCUGCCUCUCACUGUCAGAAAUACAUGAACUUGGACUUCUUAAUGAUUAGCAAGUUAAUGUUUCCAUAAUUUGAGAUUUCAGUGGUUUACAGCGCUGAGCUGACAGAGAAUGGAAAGGAAAAAAACUUCUCUAAAGUAAAGUAAAAAUACAGAAUGUUCCAUAUUUCUCCCAGGGGGGGCAGCAGCAUACUCUUGUACAGUCUGUAGAGGCCGUGUUCUUAUCCAAAGCGGGAAAGCCAACCUCAUGUAGUUUGGUUUGUCUGGCACUUUAUUACGUUUCCCAUUAUCCAAGUGUUUUUUCCUCCUCUACCAUUUGUGUCAUCCCCUUUGAUCUAAUGGCAUGAUCCAAUCUUCCAGCAGACUGAUAGGCGAUCAAUUUUAAAACUAAUGUAUGACAAAUAGUGAAUUUUAUCUGAUGUAAAAUAUAGGUCAAUCAUGUGCAUCACCUUUUAAACACAUUUAACAUUUUAAAACAGAGCUAAAGUGUAGCUGUAUUGCAAUUAUGAUCAAUAAUUGUAUGACAUUUAAAACGAUCUGAACCAGAAAAUAGUGUCUAAUCAAUUUCACCAGGAGGAGUGUAUGAAAUGAAUUUGAAAAUUAUGUCAAAAGAAAAUUAGUUAAUUGCCUAAAAAAUGGAAAAUCAAAGCAACUCUUAAACUAACACUACUUGCAUGUUCCCUGAGUUAAAUCAGACUUCUUAAUCAAAAGCCCUCCUGUAUUGAUUCUGUUUUUGCCAAAACAAAACUCUAGUUUGUGGCAAAGGAAAGUCAAACCACAAGUACAACAAUACCAAAUGGUUGCCAAUACUUCAUCCAAAAAUAAGGACAAGAGAUUUAUUUUGCCAGUUUGGAAGUCAGGCCAAAAUGCCCACAUCUAGUACCUGCAUAUACUUACAUUGUAUUUUGUAUACCUUGCAGAUCUCUAGACACCCCCAUAAGAAUUUGGUAUAUUCAGGUUGAUGAUUCUUCUCAGGGAGUUUUAGCUGUACCAAAUAUGGAAGAAGAACUAGUGCCAUAUUUGGACUUAACUAGACAGGGUCUUUUUCUUUUGCAUGACCUGAAUAUGUCAGACCAAUGGGAACACGGGACCUUUGACUUGACUUCCUGAGAAAUGGCUUCCCAUUGGAUAAGAACUUGAGCCAAUCACAGAAUGAUUAACGUAAUACUAUAUGUAUGAUGAUGUCAUGAAGGGUAACAUUUUAUGACAUCACACUUCUAGUAGUAGAUUGCCAUGUAAAGUAUUGGUGGGUUCCUUUCUUAUGAAUAUUACUGUUUGUCUUGCAUAUUCAUACAUAUGUGAUAAUAUAGGGUCUAGGUUGGCUUCUCUGCUCUCACAUUGCUACUAAACUUUUUAUAUGUAAAUUAAUCCAUGUUACCUUAUUAUCAUAAUUUAUUGCAAGUUCUUGUGCAUUGGGAGGCUGUGAGUGACUGUGUACUGAUAUAAAUGGUAGCACCCAGAAGGUAUAAGGAAAUGUUGUGAAGGGCCAUAUCUUGUGUUAUCAGCCAAUAUGAUAAUGUUUGUGAUAAUGUUAUCGGUCAGGAUUCUGAGAGUUAUAACUACAAUGUAACUGGAUGUUGUCUUUUGUGCCAUUACAGCUGGGAUCUGCACUUAUGCAGCAAAACAAAUUUUGACCAUUAUCAUCUUGUUCACAUGUGGUAUGGCCCUGAAUUAUGUUGAGUAUCAUUUCAUGCACCUUUUUACCAGUCAUGCAACGAUUGUCCGUCCUGUCGUCCAGCUGUUAAAAGAAUCCUUGUUUCCAUUGGUAGUUUUAAACUAGUAUCUUGCCGCACCACCUUUCCAUCGGAGAGAUUUUAGCUGGUUGUGUGUUUAAUAUUCAUUUUGAGCUGAGAGUUUUAUAAAACCAAAGUCAGAGAUUAUUCAUCCAUAACAAAUUCCAAAGUUUUUGAUAAAAGAAAACCAACUUUUUAAGGUCAGUUGUCAAAUGAGCAUCCAUUGUAAAAUGAGGAAUAGGGAACAGAGUGUAUAAUAGAGUGUCUAUUGCUGGUCAUGAGAGUAAGUGAUCGUUGGCUUCUGUGAAGAAAAUAGUUAAGACGAGUGUGGUACUCCAUAUGUGGUCAACGAACACACUAUAUCCAGGGUAUACCACUUCCUCCGGAGGGGUGCAGGGUUUAAGAAAGAGAGAGAGAGAAAAAGAAGUCAGCUAGGUCACUGAUUUUAAAAUGUCAAAGAAGAAGAAAGUAGUUUUUGAACACAAAGUGAAGAUUUUAUGCCAAAAAGAAGAAGUUUUAUGUACAGUGAGGUUUUAUGGAAAGGUGGUGUUUUGUCCAUUUCUUUGUCUUCUCAAGCCAAAGUAGUUUUGUUCUAUGUAGCGUUGUGCUUGGUUUGUAGAUGUUUGAAGAAUAUCGCCGCAACGUAGAAAGAAACAACUUCACCAAAACGAUCACGUCCUGAUAGUUGGACCUGGUUCAGAAUUUUCACGGUCACGGAAUGACAAUAUACCUUUCAUCUGAUUCCAAAUAACCAAUUCUCAUACAGACCUCAAAUUAAUAUGACCUAUGACACCUUCCACAUUUCUUGCAUCUACCUCCAAGCGGUUGUAUUAUUUUGUAUUAGCCAUUCAAUCCUUAGUUGGUAGUCAUAGGCCAACAGGUAGUAUUUUAUAGCUCAUGUCACACCUAGUGAACUAUAAUUUAUUCAUGUAGCUUGUUGAAUCAUUGUACAGAGGACAAAAAAUGUAGAAACCCCAUUAUGUCGUUUGCACAACAUCUGCUUUCAACCCCUAAUUAAGAAUGGUAUGUGCUAAUAUUUUGUGGAGUAUAAUUCGAGAGAAACUGAGAGCAGAUGUAGGGGUGGGCAGAGUUGUACAAAUGUAGAAAUCCCCAUCCCACUAGCAAGACUAGAGAGGGUGUACUAUAUUAUAUGGACUUUAAAUCUAGACUCCCUUACAUGGUAUAGUGCGAGGCAAAAUGCAUGUUUAUAGCAUCUCCAUGGUGAUGUCUUGUUUUAAUUUAUUGAUGAGUGAAAGUCAAGGUGGGUUGCCAUGGUGAUUCAUUGCCAUAGCAACCAUUGACCACACAAAACUCUGUUUCUACAUUGAAUUCUGGGUAAUGUCAAUGUCCGGGAGUAGGGCAGUGCUGAUUAUUCUGCUUCAAUGAAUUCUACAUAUUUUUCCUGUGAAACAGGGUUUUGUGUGGGUCCUGCUUCGGUAAGAUACCACAGGCUUGAAGCAUGCAUGUAAAUAUAACAGUGUCUCGCUGCAGAUGGCCAACAUUAGUGUGAACACACAACCCCUCCACUGGCAGUUGGGCAGUCUCAGAACUCUGCAGUUUCGGAAAAUUGCAAAAGGAGGUGUUGUAUAUGUUGAGAAAGGGCAGUGUGCAUUGUGGCUCAUCAAAACACACCAACCAGGCAAAAUACAAAAUGGUUUAUUUAUUUUGUCACGUGAAAAUUACGCUACAGCAUUUCAAAGUGGUUUCGUAUGAUAGCAUUUUGGUUAGCAAUGGAACACGUGACACUUCAACACUUCUGACCCCAAAGCAGUUUGGAGCUAUGUAAAAAAACAUGUUCUGGAUGUACAUGUAUACGUUUAAGUAUUGGACUUGGUAAAGAAAUAAGGGAAUAAUUCUGUUAGAACACAAUUUCAUUUGAAUAUUAGAACACAAUGCUGUUAGAUAUUCUUAGAUGAUGCCAAUGGAAGUGAAAUGUGGAGAUAAGUUGCACACAAUUUGCAAUGAGCUGUCUUGAGUUCUGCGACUCCCAAGAAAUGGGCCUACUUGCUAGGAAUUGCUGCUGGAUUUUGGAGACAAAAAUUUUGUAUUGACAAGCUGACCAGCAGCAGCACCUAGCGAGUGACCAUUGUACUGCAUGUACCUCUCCAAGAGGUCACCUGUGACCGCCUUGUAAAUACUCAGCAGGGAAACAUGAAGACAACCUCAUACAUACUCAAAAACCUCAGAAACAUCCUAUUUUCUCUGGAAAAUAGACAUUGUUUGAUGAAAGUAACACUCAAGCUUGUACUCAUAAAUUUCCAUGGGCACAUUUGAAUGGCUGCACACAACCAAGUCAGGUGUAGGUCAUAACCUAUGGCCUUUGACACCAUGUGAUGCAAUCGUCUAUUCUCAGGUUGUUCACCUUAUACCUUUAACCUUACAACUGCAUGUCAGCAAAAGGUCAAAGAGGACAUAUGCCCCUGUAGCCUAUGGGUUAAAAUUCAAAUGUCCCAUGGAAAAUUCAAAUCCUCCAUACAAGCUUUUGCUCAUUCUGAAUUGCAGCUAUAAAUGGGAACAUACCAUUUUGCAGGGGGGUUAGUGAUGAUUUCUUGGAGUGGUGUCUGAAUUCCCUGGGAUAGUCCAUACCUACGAAAACAACACUUAUUUUUCUAUGUAAGUCUGAAACUUUUGAGACCUGAGCCCAAAUUUAUGGUUGAGCCUCUUCUGAUACUGACCACAACUUAAUUUUUUAUAUGUACAAAGAGAGAGAAAUGUUUAUGAUAAGGUACAAGUGUUUCUAUGGGAGUCAUUCCUCCCUUUGUUAUAAUAAAACAACUCACCCAAUUGUC